CUCAACAGCAUAGGAGCAUGGCCAACAUGGAAACCGGUGUCAGGCUUUUAUUGCUAGGUAUAGUUUUUUCCACAUCGUGUGCUAUAGAUGUCCUACCCAUCAAGAAUCCCUUGCCGAAAGUCGACAAAAGUCUUCAGAAAAUCACGAAGCCGCUCGCGAACGUUGGAGAGCAAGCAAGGCAGAGAGUUUUCGGAGACAUGGUUGAACGGACCUUCACCGAUUACUAUUUCGGUGGACACAAGUAUGCUUCUGUAGUCACCGAUAACACAACAGGCGAAGUUCUUGACUGCAUGGUCAUAGGGGACAGAGAAUUCAUCGCCUACAUGGUGGGAGACCAGUGCUCGAAGUGGUCAGGUCCCGUACUCGAGCUCGUCAGUGAUCAGCCGAGCAUACAAUUCAUAAAUGUGACCACCGAUCUCAUGGACGAUUACAUCGCUCAAUGUGACGGCCGGAAAGAGAGGAACGACACAAGGCCGCUGUUCCAGAAAUUCAUGUCGGGUCUGAAGAAAGGCCCAAAAACCAUACUAAAGCACGCCGUGAUUUUCCCCGGCACGAAGUGGUGCGGAGCUGGAAACGUGGCUCGGAAUUACGAUGAUUUGGGACAAAUGUCGGGCACGGACAAGUGUUGUAGGGAUCACGAUCAUGCGGUAGAGAGUCUCGACCGCGGAGAGGAGAAACAUGGACUCAAGAACGACCUCUUAUAUACGAUGACCAAAUGCACGGAUGACGAGACUUUCAAUAAGUGCCUGUUCAACGAUGGAUCAGCGCAUGCUGGUGCAGUUGGAACGACCUAUUUCAACGUUCUGAAAACGAAGUGCUUCGACAAGAGGAAGAAAGCGAAGUGCACUUCCAAGCUUGUAUCGGGUAUAACUCCAUGCACCGAAUACAAAUACGACGAAAACUCCCCUGAAACAUGGCAAGUUUUCGACGCCUCCGCCUUCGUCCCGAACAGUUCGCUACCGGUUCAGAAACUCAAUGAGUACCUGCACUCUGCCCCGGGUCUUGGCGAUCUACUCUCUGUUGUCGCUUGAGGACGGGUGGCUCAGGAUAGAUCGCCGUCAUCCCCUUCCGUGUAGCACCCCUGACGGAUGCGCGAUCCGGGAAUGAGCCAAUAAAUCAGGCUUUAUUCAGUCCUGCAGAGAUUCCUUAUUUUCUCGAGCACCCAGCUUCUAGCACGUCGAAUCUCCGUCAUCGAUCCGAUGGAAAACCGGGUAUUA
Messenger RNA from Galendromus occidentalis (western predatory mite), 1217 nucleotides. RefSeq lists its product as uncharacterized. The record is from RefSeq and is a predicted model, not a curated record. Gene Ontology annotation, biological process: arachidonate secretion; phospholipid metabolic process. The transcript has 6 exons. NCBI's taxonomy places the organism in Eukaryota, Metazoa, Arthropoda, Arachnida, Mesostigmata, Phytoseiidae. Bases 18 to 1031 code for a protein of 337 amino acids. Gene Ontology annotation, molecular function: A2-type glycerophospholipase activity.